AUGAAACUCUGUUUGCUGGAAGAUUCUGCUCCAGCUUACAAUGCCAGGUCAACUUAGCAGUGGCAUCACAAGAACAUUCCGGAGUCCAUCUCUGCCUCGGAUUGGCCCUCAGAAAGCCCUUAUCUCAACCCACUAGAUUAUCGGCUUUGGUCCGAACUGGAGAGGAUGGCAUGCCGCAGAGCACACCCUAA
Messenger RNA from Nezara viridula (southern green stink bug), 191 nucleotides. NCBI's taxonomy places the organism in Eukaryota, Metazoa, Arthropoda, Insecta, Hemiptera, Pentatomidae. The record is from the annotation of a GenBank genome assembly.